GCAUGGCUGUGAGAGCCUGUGGCUUGAUCAUCUACAGGAGGCUGCAGUCAGCUUCAUCUCCUAAGGUCACGGACAGCAUUGAAUACCUCCUGCUUCAGACAUCCUAUGGGACCCACCACUGGACCCCACCCAAAGGCCACGUGGACCCAGGAGAGGACGACCUCCAGACAGCCUUCCGGGAAACGCAGGAGGAGGCUGGUCUUGAGGCCAGUCAGCUCACCCUCAUAGAGGGGUACAAGAAAGAACUGCACUAUCCUGUCCAUGGCAAACCUAAGACCGUCAUUUACUGGCUGGCAGAAAUGAAGGACUGCAACACAGAAAUCAAGCUGUCUGAUGAACACCAAGCUUUCCAGUGGCUGAAGCUGGAGGACGCUUGCAAAUUUGCAGAAUAUGAGGACAUGCAAGCAAUGCUCAAAGAAGUGCAUCAGUUUCUCUGCUCCAAAGAAUAA
Acanthisitta chloris (rifleman) is the source of this 449-nucleotide messenger RNA. RefSeq names its product nudix (nucleoside diphosphate linked moiety X)-type motif 2 (gene NUDT2). Lineage: Eukaryota; Metazoa; Chordata; Aves; Passeriformes; Acanthisittidae. Gene Ontology annotation, biological process: ATP biosynthetic process; AMP biosynthetic process. The record is from RefSeq and is a predicted model, not a curated record. The transcript has 2 exons. Bases 3 to 449 code for a protein of 148 amino acids. Gene Ontology annotation, molecular function: bis(5'-nucleosyl)-tetraphosphatase (asymmetrical) activity.